AUGCCGUCCUCAAACAGUGACAUCCUUUUGUACUUCUUGGCAAUCUUCGUCCCGCCUAUUAGUGUCUUUGUCAAACGUGGAUGUCACGCUGACUUUUGGAUCAAUGUCUUGUUAUUCAUCCUGGGCUGGAUCCCCGGCGUCAUUCAUGCGUGGUACAUCAUCUCAAAGUAUGAGACACCGGCCUAG
Messenger RNA from Mixia osmundae IAM 14324, 186 nucleotides. RefSeq lists its product as uncharacterized. NCBI's taxonomy places the organism in Eukaryota, Fungi, Basidiomycota, Mixiomycetes, Mixiales, Mixiaceae. Gene Ontology annotation, cellular component: membrane. The transcript is spliced from 3 exons. The record is from RefSeq and is a predicted model, not a curated record. The coding region runs from base 1 to 186 and encodes 61 amino acids.